Carica papaya (papaya) is the source of this 888-nucleotide messenger RNA. NCBI's taxonomy places the organism in Eukaryota, Viridiplantae, Streptophyta, Magnoliopsida, Brassicales, Caricaceae. The record is from RefSeq and is a predicted model, not a curated record.
UUCUCAUGCUGUUAUCUAUUUGCAGAGACACUUGUUCAUUCUACACUGGAGCAUUGUGAUGAUGCACACUUCACAUUUACAGUCUUUUUCAACAUGAAGGAGCAUACUGUGUAUGUAAAACAGAGGCCUCACCUCCAUACAUUCCUGGAGAAAGUGGCAGAGAUGUUUGAAGUUGUUAUCUUCACAGCUAGUCAGAGCAUUUAUGCUGCACAGCUUUUGGAUAUACUGGAUCCAGAUGGAAAGUUCAUAUCUCGGCGAGUUUAUCGUGAAUCAUGCAUUUUCUCAGAUGGCAGCUACACUAAAGAUUUGACAGUUUUAGGUGUUGAUCUUGCAAAAGUUGCUAUAAUUGAUAAUUCUCCACAGGUAUUCAGGUUGCAAGUUAAUAAUGGAAUUCCUAUUAAGAGUUGGUUUGAUGAUCCAUCAGAUAAUGCACUAAUUUCCUUACUUCCUUUCUUAGAGACUCUGGUUGAUGCUGAUGAUGUCCGUCCCAUCAUUGCAAAGAGAUUUGGUAACAAGGAAUAAGAGACCCUUGUUUUUCCUCCAUAGCUUGAAUUAGCUCCUUCUUCCUCCUUUUACAUUUAAGCAAAAUUGGCCUCUAAUUUAGAUGCGCAGUUUUCUUUAUCUUAAAUCUCUAAGAUAAUUAACUAUCAAAUAAACUGCAAUAGUCCUAUUUUGAGUCAGCCCUUUGUGUUUGUGCUCUUUCCUUUCUCUUCUCAGCUGACAACCUUGUGGAGUGCUCUUAUCUGAUUUUUUUUUUUUCCUGAAAGGUAGUCAUAGAGAAUGUCACAGUUUAUUCUUACUGUACAGUUGGAGUUGCAAUACUUGAGGGGGUGUAUAUGAAUUAUUAUCUUGUGAAAUAUAAAAUUCAGACUCUUAGUUGCCUUUGUA